AUGGGUGGAAAAGAGCCAAGUGAAGGAGGGGCGUUUGCUUCUCUUAGGUGCUUCAAGUGUGGAGAAGUUGGUCAUCAUAUUGUUGAGUGCAUGAGCACACUUGUGACUUAUCUCAAGUGUAGGGAGCCAAGGCAUGAUAUUGCUGAGUGUAGCAGAAAUGUCAUGACUUGUUUCAAUAAUGGAGAACCUGGUCAUAUCAGUUAUAAGUGUUCAAAGCCAAAAAAUUCUCUAGAUAUCGCACAAGGUAGUAGCAAGGUGUUUUCUCUAAGUGGGGUUGAGGUCUCGAGAUCUGAUAACUUGAUUCAAGGCACACAUUUCAUUAAUAACGCGUCUUUGAUUACUAUUAUUGACGCAAGUGUGAAACAUUCAUUUAUAUCUCUUAAUUGUGCAACUAAGUUGAGUUUGGUUGUGUCUUCUAUGAGUGAUAGCAUGGUCAUUGAUACCCUAACCUAUGGUUUGGUGACUAAUUCAUCAGUUUGUUUGAACUUCCCUCUAACUAUUUAUGGUAGAAAGUUUAGAGUUGACUUGAUCUGCUUGCCUUUGAGUCGACUCAAUGUUAUUUUGGAGAUGAUCUAG
Lathyrus oleraceus (garden pea) is the source of this 576-nucleotide messenger RNA. RefSeq lists its product as uncharacterized. The record is from RefSeq and is a predicted model, not a curated record. The coding region runs from base 1 to 576 and encodes 191 amino acids. Gene Ontology annotation, molecular function: zinc ion binding; nucleic acid binding. NCBI's taxonomy places the organism in Eukaryota, Viridiplantae, Streptophyta, Magnoliopsida, Fabales, Fabaceae. The transcript has a single exon.